GAUAAACAGUUACAGUCUUAUUACAUACAAAAUAUUUUAUUUUUUGAUACAUUUAACUUAAUACAUACUGCCGGUAUGAAAAUCUACAGUUCGCGUUACAUGUACUAUAGAUUUCAUACCAACAGCACGACGCCAAAUGUUUCGCUUUUCGCAGUUGGUUAAUCUGACCCCCACAAGCCCCAAAACGACAGAGAGCGCAACAUUUUUAGAAAGAGACGCUUGCAAACUGCACACACCAUGUUAUACUUCCACCAUGGUCGAUGUCCGUCGUCUGGGGCAGUUCGCGCAGGUUCGCGAUAUGGAACGGCGCCGCGUCGCGGAACGUCGGUGAUCGUUAGGCGUCGCGGAAUCGACGACGACGACGACGCGCCAGCUCGCCCGCCGCGGACAUGGCGGAUGUGGCCGCCGUGCAUUAAAAACGGCCAGACACCCUCGAGACGCGCCCGCGUAAACCGCUGCUCCUCGCGAAUCGUCGCCCCGCGCCGCUCUCGCCGUCCGGUCCGGUCGUCGUCCUGUCCUCGUCUCGCGCGCGUGCCGCGCGACGAGACGCGUGAACAACCGUAAACUGCCGAGGGCGCCGCAGAGCGGAAUCGUGCCAAGUCGUGUGCGGCUCGCCCCCGUUCCCGAAGAGAGAGAGAUGCCCGCGCGCACAUGGUAACAUCGUCUUCCGGGUUACUGCAAUGAAGUAUAUUAAAUGCAUAUGAAUGACAAUGGGCUGAAACACUUAAAUGAUUAGCAUUUAUAUAUAAAUAUCACUACUUAUUGUCAGCCAAAGUUUGUGCCAGACAUGGCAGCGAUCGAAGAGAAAAAGCGAGUGGGUGGCUCCAAGGUGUCAGCCAUCGCGAACAUCUUCCAAUCCAAGCCACAACUGGACAAUCUGAGUCACAGAACGAAUAAUAUUCUCUCGGAUGGAUUUAAGGAGCCAGCUGUUCCACUGAAGGAGUCUCCGACGCAAGUAACAGUGGUCAGAACUGAGAGCCAUGUGGCACGUUUCAACAAUGCGCGAGCCCUCUUCGAGAAACUUGGCGAGGAAAACAAAUCGAACAGACCGGUGGAACGGGUUACAAAACCGAAUAAUCUGCACGGUCUCCGGUCUCGCUCCAGUUCCGCGAACUCAGGCUCCGGGUGCACCUCGCCCACGAGAUCGCCCCGUCCUCACUCACCCUCUCCCCCGGGCAGCCGCGAACACCUGAGCACGUGGAGCGCCAGCGUACCGGCCCUGAACGCGGAGCGGCACUUCGAGAACGGCCACUGCGCGCCGGAGCGACGUCCCGGCGCGGGCUUGAGUAAGGCCGAACGCACGGGCAAGGAGAACGAUCGUCCGGAGCGGCCGGAAAAGCCGGAACGCCGGCCGAAUCCGAAGGAGCUAAUCGAGAAGCAACGGAAUUGGACUAGCCACUUCUCCAAGGCUCGACCGAACCGCUACAAUUCCGAUCCGAAUCGCUCGCUAGUCCAAACUUCCCUGAACUCCCAGAAUGUCCAGAGUCAAGCGCAGCAGCAGCAGCAGCAGCAGCAGUCGUCGUCGUUCGUUGACACAUGCCAGAGUUCGAUGGGCGCGGCAGCAGGCGACUCCGCCAGCCCGGCUAUCAGAUCGGCGAGCUUCUGCUCGGCACGCUCGCCGCCGCCACCGCCCCCGCCUGUCAGGAACUCGUCCUCCGCGGCCAGUAGGAGGGAACGACCGGCGAGUAUCGCUUCCGUCGGCUCGUCCGAACUGCUGGAGAGCCCGGAGUACGCGACGGUGGAGAGGUUCGACGACAUCUCGCCGACGAUUCCGGAGUAUGCCGUCGUGCAGAAGAAGAAACCUCAGAGCGGUUCGAAAGACAGCAAAAUCAGUGGCGCUGACAAGACUCAGGACGCCUCGUUGCCAGAGUACGCUGUUGUGCAGAAAAACACUUCGAAAGCGGCUUUGAGGUCGGCGGAGAACUCCAAGGAGGCUUCCAAGGCGCAGAAUUUGAAGUGCGCGGCAAUCCCGCCAGAGGCAGUUACGGGAAACAAAAUCGUGACUUCGAGGUCGACGGAGGCCGCCAAGGACAUCUCUAAAUCCACCGUGCAGAAUUUGACGAGCUCCGCGUCCGCGGAGCCAAUUUCAGGAAGCAGAGCAGUAGUUUCAAAAUCAGUGGACGACCCUAAGGAGGCUCCCAAGGCCACUGCGCAGACUGUGAAAGGUCCACCAGUUGCGGAAGUGUGCAAAGACGCAGCUUUGAGGCCAACGGAAAAUCUGAAAGAGACCUUGAAAAAUUCUACGUCCACGGAAGAGGCGCCAACAUUUAAGGCUAUAGUUUCUAGACCAGUGGAGUCUUCAAAGGAGGAUGCCACGGAGGCUACGGAGGGAUCGAAGGAGGCCACAAAGGCACACUCAGCGGUCCCGGAAUCCAAAACUGCCAUUGCGAAUGAGCAUAGCGACUUUACCGAGCAGACGAAGGCGUCGCCUGUACUGCACUACGAGGUUUCUAGUCCCACUCGAAGUGCCUCGAUGGACAAUAUCCUCACGAGGAGGGAGAGCGACCUGCUGGAGGCGCCGGAAUACUUCAACUGUCCCCCGAGCCCGAUUCACUCGCCGGCGAAGACGUCCGAGUGGAGGAACGAGUGGCUGGCGAAAAACGACGAGAUCCUGAAGAGGACUGUGGAUCCGAAGACCUCGCCGAGGGAGGCCCUUGAGUCCGAGCUGCGUGGCGAUGCGGUCAGAACGGAUCCAAGACCCGAUUGGGCGAGACCGAACGCGAACGCGAAGAGAAAAGAGACCGCGGCGGACGACAAGAGGAUCGACCUGACACGAUCACCGGAAUCCGAGCUCGGUCUACCCUCCGCUGGCACCGACAGUGCCUCGUCCAGCAUGAGUUCACCUAGUUCGCCAUCCAAAGACAGCAAGGAGGAAAAAGCGGAGAAGGAGAUGUCGGAGAAACAUCAGACAGGUCGCAACAGCUAUGACUUGGAAGCGGAGGAUCAGGAGAAGCCGGCCACGUAUCAGAGCUGCGUCUCAGGGACGGAGAGCAUCUCCGAGAAAGAUCAGUUCAAGUUCAAUGAGACGGACACUACCACGGUCAUACGGCGUUCUCACGUGCGCCUUGAUCUUCAGGCUGCCGGCCUGGGUCCGCGUCCGCCGUCUGUCAUCAGUUCCGACCAGGAGUAUCCGCCGCUGGAGCACAAAGAGAUCCCUGUGCCCUCUCCGUACGCGAAGAAGUUGCAGCAGAACGAAGAAAUUGUUACGCAGAGUAACACCGAAUGCAAAACUCAACAAUCAAACACGGAGGUGAAGAGCCACGGCGGCUCUACGGAAGCGAUGAAAAUCAAUACCGCGUCUACGGAGGACAUGCUGGAGGCGAAAGUGAAGUCCGGCGGCGACGGGGUGUGCCAGAAGACGGUCUCGAAUGCGAAGAACGAUCAAAUCAAAAUCAGCGUAAGAGAGAAGAUCGCGAAGAACAGGGAGGAGGUCUCGGGCAAGCGGUCCAGCUUCGUCGAGACGGAGGGAGGCAAGGAUAGCGUGGACAAGGCGGCCAUUCGCAGCCAGGAGAUGAACAGCUGUUUCGGGCUCAUCACGAAGGAGAGCAAGGACGAGGAGAAGUACGUGGCGGAGGUGGCGAAAUCCGAGGUGAGCAGCAGCAGGAAGGAGUGCAUCGCGGCGGUGAACAGUGUCCUGAGCAGGAAGCUGGAGAAGGAGAUGGAGCAGCCGCAGACGACGUGGGAGCAGGAGAAGCAGAAGGCCGAGCUGGCGAAGCUCCGGUUAUCGGAGAACAACAAUCAGGGGGCCCCGCUGUCGCCCAGUGUGCUCUCGCAAAGACAUUCCGGCAAGAAGUCCAACGACCAGUCCACGUCGGAGAGCAGCCAGUUCGACGACAGUGACUCGAGUGACACGAAGACCAUUAAAAAUGUGGAAUGUGCGCAGAGAGAGAUGCAGGACAAUUCCGCCGGGGUUGCGGAGGGGGCAGCUUCGAAGAACAAUCAUAUCACGCCCGUGACGCCGGAUACCAUGACUCCAGACGAGGCCGAAAAUCUACUGAGCUCUCGCAUCUUAGAAAAGAAGAUUAGACAAGGUUCGGCGUUGCUAUCGGACGAGGAAGCGCAGGAGAUAGCGAGGCUGCUGUCUCCCACCGGUGCCAAUGACGCAAUAAUAGGUGACGGGAUUUCUAAUGACAAGGAUAAGGAAGGACAGGACAGGGAUCGGGAGGACCAGGACAACACGCCCGACUGGCUGUCCGAUGUCCUGUCUGCUCCUGAUUCCAGUCUUAUCAAUAGUGCCACUCAUGAUUAUAGUUUGUCUCAUAGAUCUCGCAGUGACCUGACGAUAGACUCGUUGACGGAAAGCCAGAUAGGAUCGGUCACAGGAAGUGAGAGCGGACUACUGGGCUCUGUCAGCAGCUUAAACGACACUCAUGAAACUAAUGAUGACACCGAGACCGAGCAACAGGACGACUAUAUUCCAACUCCAGGAAAAAUUGUGUUCGUGGAGAAUGGCGUGCACUAUUUCGAAGACGGUCACUUUUGGAUGGAAGUGGCGGGAAUCCCAGAGUCCGACGAAGACGACGAAGACUAUCCGUCCACCGUGCCCGUCAAGAAAACUUCCAAAGUGUCCUUCGACACCGGCCCCAUGCGUGUCUAUUCCACGCAUUCUGUCAAUGAAUACGAUCGUCGCAAUGAGGACGUCGAUCCUGUGGCGGCCAGUGCGGAGUACGAGCUGGAAAAACGCGUCGAAAAAAUGGAGGUAUUCCCUGUCGAGCUGAUGAAGGGUCCGGAAGGCCUGGGCCUCAGCAUAAUCGGUAUGGGCGUGGGCGCGGACGCCGGUCUGGAGAAGUUGGGCAUUUUUGUGAAAACUAUCACGGAGAAAGGCGCGGCCGCGCGCGAGGGUCGGAUCCAGGUGAAUGACCAGAUCGUCGAGGUCGACGGCAAGAGUCUGGUCGGCGUGACGCAGGCUUACGCCGCUAGCGUGCUGAGGAACACUUCCGGUCUCGUGCGAUUUGUCAUCGGCAGGGAGAGGGACCCCAAGAACUCGGAAGUGGCGAUGCUGAUUAGGCAGAGUCUCCAGGCGGACAAGGAGAGGGAACUGGCAAACGCUGCCAAUAGGAAGCUCAACUUCUCCGACGCUUCGCCUGACGGCCAGCGAGGAAGCGAGGACAUCUCCGUCGGCAGCGGGAUAAGCGGGAUCCCCGGCUCGCCGGCGAUGUCCUCCUGCUCGGAGGGCGAACCGACGCACAGUCCCAUCGAGAACUACAUGUCGCCUUCUAGUCGCAGCCGAUCUCCGAUACUCGGCUCGUCCAUGCAGCACAACAUCACCACGCAGAGCGACGUGGACAGUCUGAGAUUGCUCUUGCAAGAGAGUCAGUAUAAACUCUCAUUAGCGGACGAGGAGGUGGAAAAGCUCAAGGCGAAGUUGGUAGAAUUGGAGAACAGCGGAGCGGGUAGCGAGGAAUAUGCAGCCAAAUUGCGGGAAUCGGGAUUACGGCUUCACGAAUCGGAGAGAGCACUGGGCACCGCCCGCCAGGACCUGUCGACGGCCAGGGAGAUGCUGUCGCAGGCUGCGGCGCAGAACGCACAUCUAGAGCAGAAGUACAACAAGGCGAAGAAGGUCGCCAGGGAGCUACGUGCGGACAUUACGUCCAGGGACGAGUUCUAUCAGCAGUUGUUGCAGGAAAAGGAUACCGAGUACAAUGCGUUGGUGAAAAGUCUCAAGGAUAGAGUGAUCACGUUAGAGGUGGAGCUGACGGAGACCCAGAGGCGAUUCGGUCUACCGGUACGGUUACCGUACGACAACGCCACAAGGAUAGUAACGCCGCAGCUCUCCCGCAGACUGCCACCGCCGCCUUCGUCGACCAGCUGCCAGCUUUCCGACACGGAGACCUCCGACCUUAGCAGCCCGGACGACGGUGACAAGACUGCGACCGUCGAGAGGAAACUGCCUCUGCCGCUACCGGUGAAGGAGGAAUUGGAUCGCGCUGUACCAGCCCACCGUCUGCUGGACAAUUCUGCUGGCAAGAGCAAGGCGGAGCUGGCCAGCAGGGGUGGCUUGGCCAAUCGUCAGUUGCCCAGACGAUCCGGCGGCCUCAGCAACAGCAGUUCUGAUUACGGAUUGGACGAGUCGGGCGACAACACGGACGACGAUUCAUCCUCAAAAAUGACUUCGCAAGACAGCAGCAGGUCACCCAAUGACUUGACCUCUAAACAGUCCAACCUGAGUUCCUAUUCCAGCACUUCAUCCAUCAGUUCGCUUAAAGGAAAAUCGCACAUGGAUCCUAUACAUCCCACCGCGAUCCGGCAGCACAGCACCAUUAGCUCGCAAGUUAGGGCGAUGACUGAGCAAAGUUGGUCCCAAUCGCAGAAGAGUACGUCUUUGACUGGACCUCCCUCGUCAUUGGCAGAACAGCUGAAGCAGGUCCUGGCCGAGCGGGAGAAGCGGCUUGGCGGAAACGACUCCUCGAGGGAGAGUUCUGGAGAUUUCAGUGAUCUCAACAGUCCUCACAAUAACGAUCCAACUAUGGUUACGCAUCAUCUCGUGGAGGAGAUACGGCAGGCUGUUAACGAGGCUAAUCAAAGAGUGAAAAAAGUGUCGAUUCCUCCGUCGAAUUUGAUCGGCAGUGGAGGUGCCCCGUGGCAUCAUCCGGGAAGUUCUCCUUCAAGUUUGUCCUCCGGCGGUUCUAUUAGUCCUCCCGGCGUUGAUCCUAGUCCUCUAAAAGAUUCGAGCACAGUUUGGUUGCCCGCUCACCUAAGCGACUUUGGUUUAGGUGACAAGAAGUCCCACUUCUGGCAGAAUGCGCCAAUCGCAGAUUGGUCCAAGGAACAAGUGUGCCAAUGGCUGACGGGAAUCGGUUUAGAACACUAUUCGGCCCAAUUUUUGGAUAACGGCAUCAACGGGAGUAACCUGCUGCGCCUGGAAUCGAGAGAGCUGAAGGCCUUAGGGGUUUACGGCGAUGCUAAGGCCCAUCUGAAGCGCAAACUGAAGGAGUUGAGGGCGCAGGCCGAUCGCGAGCGCAAGGAACGUAAGGAAAUCGAGCGAAUGCGACGGAAAGCGGAGAAGGCUGCGCGGAAAAAGUAGCUCGCGAGUAAAUUAAACGCGUUCGGUAUCAGUUAGACACCCGGUAGUUUAAAAUGCGGAUUUUUUGGGCGUGAAGUGUACAGGGUAUCUCGAAAGAGGUAUGGAGGAAAUUAAUGAUGGGGAUCUUAUUGGACUUUAUCGGGAGGUCGUCGAGGGAUAUUUUAGUCGCGAGAAAUUGGAAGGGAGAUUCGAAAGAAGUUUGCCAAA
This is a messenger RNA of Wasmannia auropunctata (little fire ant), 7231 nucleotides long. RefSeq lists its product as uncharacterized. Gene Ontology annotation, molecular function: actin filament binding. Gene Ontology annotation, cellular component: postsynaptic density; dendrite; cytoplasm. NCBI's taxonomy places the organism in Eukaryota, Metazoa, Arthropoda, Insecta, Hymenoptera, Formicidae. The coding region runs from base 788 to 7024 and encodes 2078 amino acids. Gene Ontology annotation, biological process: actin filament organization; neuron projection development; calcium-mediated signaling. The transcript is spliced from 19 exons. The record is from RefSeq and is a predicted model, not a curated record.